Octopus bimaculoides (California two-spot octopus) is the source of this 5456-nucleotide messenger RNA. RefSeq lists its product as uncharacterized. Gene Ontology annotation, molecular function: DNA-binding transcription activator activity, RNA polymerase II-specific; RNA polymerase II cis-regulatory region sequence-specific DNA binding. The record is from RefSeq and is a predicted model, not a curated record. Gene Ontology annotation, biological process: regulation of transcription by RNA polymerase II. NCBI's taxonomy places the organism in Eukaryota, Metazoa, Mollusca, Cephalopoda, Octopoda, Octopodidae. Gene Ontology annotation, cellular component: nucleus.
UAAGCCUGUAUGGAAGGAGGGCAAACUCAAGGCCUGCCCCGACGACACGUGCCCUAGCUACACCACUGCACCCAUAUAUAUCUCUAAACACGAGCCAACGAGAACCUCUUUGUGGUAGCUCAUCUUGCCAAAUAUCUCAAAUCAGACAGAACUACCUUAUAAAAAAAGUGGGGGUGGGAUUUCGGAUUCAUUGUCCAAUAGUCUGAGAUAAACUAUAUUUGAUGGUUACAGUGAGAAUACUUUUGAAUAUAGAUCUGCUCAACCAAGGCUAACUAAACAAUGACAACAUACGAAUUAAGAAUGGACAUUGAAUCACAGAUUGAAGAGGUAUCGAAGUACAAUGUUGUCUUUCUUUGAGUGAGUUUUAAAUGAGAAUGUUAUAAUGCCAACUCUUAGUGUGUACUGUACACUCAAUGAAUAUAUGUGUGAUUCUAAGUGACUCAUACUCUGAGUGACUCACAUUCUGAGUUUACUUCAUGGAAAGCAUCUAAGUGGUAACUGAACAAGUGUAAAAGUUAAAGAAACAUCCUCAAAAUAUUUUAUUGUCCAAAUCCACAGUUAUUCAGAUUUUCAGUAAUUUUGCUGGCUUUGCUGAAUUCCAUAACUGGUCACCCUCCAUAGGGAAAUGUGUGAUACAAUAUCAUCACCAAAUAAGGACUUUUCAGUUCAUCAACAGAAUCAUAAUACAGAAAGAUUAUUUCAUUGUGAAAUAUGUGAUAAAAUAUUCUCUCUGAAAAGGUCUUACCUCCAUCACAAACACAGCCAUUCGAAAGAAAAGACAUUCUCUUGUGAAAUUUGUGAUAAAACAUUUGUCUGGAAGAGCCAGUUGUCCUACCACAUACGUGCUCAUACAGGGGAGAAGCCUUACACUUGUGAAAUUUGUGAUAAAGCCUUUGCUCGCAAGAGCAAAUUGGCCAUUCAUGAGCGUAUUCACACUGGUGAGAAACCUUAUCAUUGUGAAAUUUGUAAUAAAACUUUCUCUGAAAAUAGUUCAUUAAAUUCUCACCAACAUGUUCACACAGGGGAGAAGCCAUACCAUUGUGAAAUUUGUGGGAAAAGAUUCUUUCGAAACGGUCACUUAUCUAUUCAUGUGCGGACACACACUGGAGAGAGGCCAUACAGUUGUGAUAUUUGUGCUAAAUCAUUCUCUAGAAAAAGUGGCUUGUCUGCCCACAAAUUAACUCACAGUGGGGAGAAACCCUACCAUUGUGAAACAUGUGGGAAAGUAUUUGCCAACAAUUACAAUUUGAUGAGGCACAAACUGACCCAUACUGGAAUAAAGCCACACCGAUGUGAGAUUUGUGGGAAAGAAUUCUAUAGAAACAAUCAUUUAUCUAUUCAUGUACGCAUUCACACUGGAGAAAAACCAUAUGUAUGUGAAAUCUGUGGUAGAGCAUUCUCAGACAAAAGUGGGUUUCGUGGUCACAAAUUUACUCAUGUUGCUGAGAAACCUUUCCCCUGUACAAUAUGUGGCAAAUCGUUUUCACAAAACCGUCUGCUACUUUCCCACAUGCUAAUUCACACUGGUGAGAAGCCAUUCCGUUGUGAUAUUUGUGAUAAGGCAUUUUCUCGUAAAAAGACUUUAUCUAACCAUAGACGUAUUCAUACAGAAGAGAAAUCCUACAGUUGUGAAAUUUGUGGACAGAAAUUCUUCCUCUAUGAUGGCCUUUGUCAUCAUAAAAAAACACAUACUGAUUGGAAUCAGGUAGAAUGUGGAUUUUGAGGUAAGUUGCUUUAACGUAGGAAAGAUUUAAGAUUGGUUCCAAUCUUUGCUGUGUAUUUGAGAACUGAGAUGUAAUUUCAAGAACACUGACCCCUAUCAACUUAAUAAGGAAUGGUUCAGUGCCAAGAUAACAUCACAUGAGAAAUAAUGGUAAAGAAGAAAGAAAAAAAAGUAGUGGAAAACAUUCAAAUGUUAAAACACACUGUACCUUCUUUCGUAAACACAGGAAAGAAAAAUAUAACAUCUAAAUAUAUUUGAUUUCUGAAAGAUAAUGCUGCCAUAGAGAAAAUGAUUACAGAAUCCUCCUAAUCAGUGGAGAGAAGAAAGUCUGUUUGGUUGACAAAUUUAAUAUUUUCCAACAGAAAACAGUUGAUAACAUAUUAUGAAAAUGAAAAUUAUCAGAAAGACUAGAUAACUUUACAAACAGGCUGAUAAAACUCUAGCAGCUGCCACGGGGAGAAGCCUCUGUGCAGUUGUUUGCUUAAUCUUUUAGAAAUAGCAACGCAAAUCUCUUUCAACUCACACUGUCCUUAUAAAAGAAGGGAUUAAUGUGGUCCUAGACUACAGUCUGACCAUGGAAGGAACAUUCUUCAACUAAAGUCAUCUUGAUCAGAGGUAGUCUGAGGUUAAACAACCAACAACCACACAUACAUGCAUACAUAUAUAUAUAAAUGUAUAUACCAUGAGCUAGUGAAAAAAAAAUCUCUGGUCACUUGACCAGCUAGAAAUAACAAUUAAAUCACACCUUGCCAUCUUAAUAAAAGGAGGACUCAUUAGAUUGCUGUUGUCCUAGAUACAUUAUGUCUGAAAAAAUAUACAGGAUAUUGAUCGCAGUUGAUAUGCUUUUGAACUGGGCCUGCCUACCACCACCAGUCAGGAAAGUGAUCUGUAAAUCAUGUAACUAAAAAGAUCCAGUGAUAGUAGAUUUGUUGAUGUUAUGCAAAGCAUUCUUGAGUAAUGCUUAAAAUGUAUUUUAAUGACCAUACAUAACUGUAUACAUGUAUAUAAAUACAUACCGCGUGUGUAUAUGUCUGUGUAUGUCUUCACUGAACCAUAAGACACCUGCAUUUUUGCAUUAUACUUCACUAGCUAUGUAUACUGAUCUCAGUAUACAUAGCUGGGCUAAUGGUGUGCUUACAUCCAUAUUAUCUAAAAGGAGAAUUUCUUCUUAUAACAACUGGUACAGCAUAUUACCUUUCCAUAUCCAUAUGUACAUGAACGUGUUAAAUAUGACUGAUAUGACUAUACAUAUCUAUAUUUCAUUCAACACAGCUUAGUUUGCCUCUGAUUAAUAUAUAUUUGUUAUGUACCUCUAGCCAGCAGGUCUGAUGAGUCACUGAUAUUGUUAAGUGCGUAAUAAUAAUAAUGAUAAUGAAAUUAUUGUGUAUAGUGCUCAGGUGCACUACAACUCAUCAAAGGUGCAGGUAUAGUACACAGAAUUAUGUACAAAAGUCAGGAAAGUGAACAGUACGAGUCAUGAUAUACAUGUGUGCAUGCAUAUGGUGGUGUGAAACCAAUGGUAACUGUCUGAUUGGCCAUAACCAAUGGCUACAUCAAAUAUAUAUAUAUAUGUAUAAAUGUAUACAUAUGCAUUUGUUUUUUCUAUAGUUUCAGCUUACAGCUGCGGCCAUGCUGAUGCACCAUUUGAUUGAUAUAUUACUCAAUAUAUAUUACAUGAUACAUUACACAGUACCUGUUGCUGUUGUACAUUACAUAACAUACCAUCAUGAUAUUACAUCUUUUUCCUAGAUGGUAUGGUCUGGAUGAAUCUCAUUAUUGUCUUGUCAGUCAUUGCAGCCUUUCGCACAAUAUUAAAAAAAUCUGGUUAACUUUGUUGCUGUGAACUCAUACAGUGUAUACUGUAUUUUAUGCCAAUGGCCCUAUGGAGGUUGUCUGUGUCAAGACAUUAUUCUUUGUCAAAGUUACUAUCCUCUUAAACAGGUUUGCUCUGCAGUACAAAAGCUCUCAUUGGCCGAGUAUAAAAAGUUGUUUCCCCUUAUUUAGGCAUGAUGUCAUUUACGAUGGUUGACAAGUGUUACACAUGAAACUUGGGGCUCCUGAGUAACUUCUAGGGUGUUUUUCAGCUUCAACAAAAAAGGAAAAAAAAAGCUUCUUGUUUCAACACAAUUUUGAAGGAAGGGGACAAGUUGAUUAUAUCAACCCCAGUACUUCACUGGUACUUUGUUUUAUUGAUUCUGAAAGGAUGAAAAGCAAUAUUAACCCCUGUGUGAAGAAAUACUAUAAAGCACUUUUUUCUCCUGUUCUUAUGAUUCUACUAUCCUAAUAUAGAUAUCAAAUGUAUUAACAGGUCCAAGUGUGGUUGUGUGGUUAAAAAGAUUGCUUCCCCACCAUAUGGUCUUAAGUUCAAUUCCAUUGCGUAGCACCUUGGGCAAGUGUCUUCUAAUAUAGCCUCAUGCCAACCUAAGCCGUGUGCGUGGAUCUAGCAGCUGGAAACUGAAAGAAGCUUGUAGUGUAUAUGUGUUUGUUUGCGUGUAACCUUCUCUAAACAUCAUGUGAUGGUUGUGCAAUGUUGUUCCUUCCGAGUCUUCUGUAGAAAACGUGUCUAACCAUAGGAAAAUAUUACUUUGUUAGGGUUGACAAGAGCAUCCAGCUAUACAAAAUCUGCCUCAACAAAUUUUAUCUGACCCAUGCAAGCAGGGAAAAGUGGAUGGUAAAUGAUGAUGUAUUGAGCUCCCGUUUUCUUCUCAUUUGUAAAGCUUACUGUACUUGUGGCUUAUACACACAUAUUGAACCAUCAAGGAAAUAGCAGCCAAAUCACUCUAAAACCACAUCAGACUGUCUUAAAACACAAAUGUUGGAUAAUCUAGCCCAUUGUACAUCACUGCUGAAAAGAAAGGGGAUAAAAAUGUAAUAUGUCUUAAAUUCUUCUGUUGAGUCACCUUGUAUUAAACCACAAUAUGCAUAUACACUUUUCAUCCUGGCAUGUGUUGAAUGGGUCGUCAAAAUCAGAAUCAGUUCUUAUGUGAGUUUCUCUCCUCCAAGGAGCAUGGUGCACUCUCUGUAUGUGUAUGUGGAGAGAGAGAGAAGCCAGCUGUGCCACAUAUAGGUACAGGCAUGGCUGUGUGGUAAGAGGUUUGUUUCCCAACCACACAAUUCCAGGUUCAUGACAUCUUGGGGUUAGUAUCUUCUACUAUAGUUCUGGGCUAAUGAAAGCCUUGAGAUGGAUUUGGUAGACAGAACCUGAAAGAAGCUUGUUUUGUGUGUGUGUGUGUGUGUGUGUAUAUAUAUAUAUAUAUAUAUAUAUAUAUACACACAUAUGUGCGGUUGUUCUACUGUCUCCUUGCCUUGAAUUCACAUGAUAAUUAUAAACAAGUGUCACCAUUAUACAAGUGGUGUCCAUUUCCAACUGCCUAUAAAAACAUGUCUGCUCAUGGAGAAAUAUUUUACUUGGAAUAAAAGUGACGGUUGGCAACAGGAAGAGUAUUCAGCUGUGGAAAAAACCACCUCAACAAACUUUGCCUGACCCAUGCGAGUAUUGGAAAGUAAACAUUUAAAUUACAGGUCAUUUUUGAAGUUUCACCUUGCUUGUUUAUAUAUGUUUAAAAAUUGUAUCUGGGGAUGGUGGAUUUAUGCUAUGAUGUAAUCUAUGAAUGCAUCAAUAAAAUGCUACCGAAACAGCUGUAGUAAAUUUUAAACCCCAUUUGUGUUUAAAAGAGUGAGUGGGAGAGAGAGAAAGACGUUAACUGCAAGUAAAGUAUUUAUAAAACAACUA